Messenger RNA from Phoenix dactylifera (date palm), 418 nucleotides. The record is from RefSeq and is a predicted model, not a curated record. Lineage: Eukaryota; Viridiplantae; Streptophyta; Magnoliopsida; Arecales; Arecaceae.
CUAUAUGACGAGACCCCAACCCUCUCUUCUGGUUUGCUGCAGAGAUAUUUCAUGACUUGCACGAAGAAGUGAUGGCCACGGCUGCUAGAGGGCAUGGACUGAUGCUUCGUGUCCAGCAGCUAGAGGCAGAAUUUCCAUCAAUCGAGAAGACCUUCUUCACUCAGACAAAUAAUUCAAGUUUCCCUUGCAAUGAUGGCAUUGACUGGCAUGCUAAUAUUCAAAUGGAUCAGAAUCUAAUCACGCAAGGAGAUAUGCCUCGUUUUAUCGUGGAUUCUUAUGAAGAGUGUCGUGGUCCACCUCAUUUAUUUACACUGGACAAGUUUGAUGUUGCUGGCGCCGGUGCAUGUUUUAAAAAGAUAUUCUGAUCCCUCUUUCUUUAAGGUGGUGUUAGCCUCCUCUGGAAAUGCUGGAAAACAGA